This is a messenger RNA of Trichogramma pretiosum, 837 nucleotides long. RefSeq lists its product as uncharacterized. The transcript has 4 exons. Bases 1 to 837 code for a protein of 278 amino acids. Lineage: Eukaryota; Metazoa; Arthropoda; Insecta; Hymenoptera; Trichogrammatidae. The record is from RefSeq and is a predicted model, not a curated record.
AUGGCAAGGCAGACAACAAAAGCUGAGCUUGCAGAGCUCUCCAGGCAGCUUGAUUUUGAGGAAAAUCAAUUUUACUGGCUCAAGAAAUUGCUCAAGUUUGUUUUUUUGUGUCCAGUGCAGCCAAAAGCAAUUCAAAAAUCUGGAAGAAUAAUGAUGCAUUCGACCUAUCUCUUUUCAAUCAUAGUAACGUGUAUCAGAGCUUAUGAAGAAUUAUUCGUGAAUGAAAUAUAUCCACCAAUGCUGGCAGAACUUGCUUUUCAAAUCAUUGUUUUGUUGACCACGUAUUUGGUUUAUUUGCAAGCAAUAGGCUCGGAAAAAAUCCUUUACAGGUUGUGUGAUGUCGUGACAAUCGACUGGCUCGGCAUCAUCGACCCGGAAGAAAAGAAUAUCAUGAAGGUGGUAUGUGAACGAGGAUCUCGUCUAAUAUUGAUACACUUUGGCGUCUUGCUACCAACCUUACUGGGCUAUGCAAUCAUCCCGGUAGCUUUGCCGUACGUUCUUAAUCCUUACUUGCCGGAAAAUAUGACUCUCCACAGGACCCUAUGCGUUCACGUUGAAAUGUUCAUCGAUCAGGACAAAUACUUUUACCAAAUUCUUAUUAUAGUUAUUUACCAGUUGAUGUUGGUUUUGCUGAUUAUCUGCUCGCUGGAUUUAGCCUACACAUCUUGCAUUACUUACAUCAUGGGCAAAAUCAUAUGGAUUGGGGUGUGGCAAAAGUAUGGAAACACGUUGGAAUUUCGCAGAACAAGCAUAGACAAAAAUAAAAAACCACUACCUGACCUGUACGAAGGAGUAUGCAAUGGUGACCUUGAAUUUGACCUUGGACGUAACCUCUAA